Messenger RNA from Rhea pennata, 741 nucleotides. It is a transcript of the gene CIBAR2, whose product is annotated as CBY1 interacting BAR domain containing 2. Lineage: Eukaryota; Metazoa; Chordata; Aves; Rheiformes; Rheidae. Gene Ontology annotation, biological process: cilium assembly. Gene Ontology annotation, cellular component: ciliary basal body; ciliary transition zone. The record is from RefSeq and is a predicted model, not a curated record.
AUGGGCCCGUGGGAUCCAGGCGAAUCCCUCCAAAGGGACAGCCAGGUGAAGAUCAUGGAGAAGACGGUGGCCAACGCAGAGAAGUACUUUGGGCGGUUCUGCUCUCUGAUGGCUUCUUACACCCAGAAAGUGGCCAAGCUCCGUGACAAGUCUGAUCUCCUGGUGAGGCAACUCAUUGACUGCGCAAACACCGAGAGCCCCGAGCUGCGAAACACCAUGAAGAGCUUUGCGGAGGAGUUAGCCAAAGUGCAGGAUUACAGGCAGGCCGAGAUAGAGCGGCUGGGAACGAAGGCGGUUGAGCCCCUGAAGCUCUGCGGCACCCAACCGAGGCAGACGCGGGCAGAACUCAAGAGGUUCAACAGCACCCGCAGCAAUGAGAUAAAGCAGCUGGAGAAGCUGGUGUGGCUGCGACAGAAGGCCCUGCUGCACCGGCAGGUCAUCGCCCAGGCUGAAUCCAGCGUGCACCAAGCUGUGGCGGACACAAGCCGCACAUCCAAGCACCUGGAGGAGACCUUCAGCGGCUUCCAGCGAGGGAAGCUGAAGAACAUCCAGAGGAUUUUCUCAGAUUUAGUUGCUGUUGAAAUGAUUUUCCAUGCCAAAGCCCUCGAGGUCUACUCCGCCUUCCAGAGCCUGCACAGCUACGGCAGCAGGAAGGAUCUGGGGACUUGCCGGAGCGGCCGGGUGGAAGCAGGGCUGCGUCGCCCCGCGCAGCCCCCCGGCGCGGGGGGAACCGGCGGCUGA